AUGGGGUCGAAAAGCAAGAAAAGAAAGCACGAAGACUCGGAUGCGAUCACGCUCGUCGGCUCGCAUUCACAUAAGGAGUCCGGGCACAAGAAAUCAAAGAAAGAGAAAGCUGACAAGACUUCCAAGGAAGUCAAGCAAGUCAAGCAGCACAAACCCAAACAUACAGAACCACCAGCCCCCAAAACUGUACCUCGUCGUACUCCCACAGCUGUUUCGUCCUCGCAGACCAGUGGAUCAUCCAAUGAAACAGUUGCCGAACAGUUCGACAACUUUCGCCGUACAUUGAAAACCCUACUUUCCACCAAAUCUGAUAUCCCAGAGCUUCGCGGCGCCCUUGGCGACCGCAAAGCCAACUUCCUCGCCGCGCUUCGCACAAUGAAGACCUCCGGCGACCUCCCAUGGCUGUCCUCGCCAUCUACUAGCGACCUCUCUAGUCACUCCGACAGCGGCGCUUCCGACAGCGACUCCGACAGCGACCCCGGCAGCGACAAAGAGGCCGAUAAUGACAGCUCCCCACCCCCCAAGGCACUCCCCAAGACACUGCCCAAAACGCCCUCUCUCACACUCGGCCGCCCCGCCACCCUCUCAGCACCCACUCUCAACUGGCCUCCGCCUCUCCCAGAGGUCAAAAGCCACAAACUCCGCCAGCAAGCCUUCACACAUAAGUCCUUCAUCAAAGGUGAAGAAGUCUCUAUCCCAGGCACUGAGAACCGACACUAUGAGCGCCUCGAAUUCCUAGGCGAUUCCUACUUGCAGUCCAUCGCCUCCCAUAUCCUCUACGACUACUUCCCUACCCACCGCGAAGGUUCGCUCUCUGAAAUGCGGCAGUCACUUGUCGCGAACAGGCCGCUCAGUACCUACGCGACGCUUUACAAAUUCCACUUGCGCAUCCGCGAGGGCAAAGGCCAGGAAAACACUUCUCCAGUGAUGCUCCCGAGCGCGUUGCCCAGUAUAUCUUCGGGGCCAGGGUCGCCAGAGUCGGAGUCACUAGAUAAGGAGAAGGAGAAGGCCCCGACAGAGACCAACAAAACGCUUGCGGACUGUUUCGAGGCUUAUAUUGCGGCACUGGUGUUGGAUGAUCCGGUGCAUGGCGUGCAGACUGCUAGGGAGUGGUUGGAGAAGCUGUAUGCGCCGAAGUUGGCCGAGUUUGCGAAACAGUACAACAUCGCUCCCAUCGAUAAGAUGGCGAAGCAGACGCUGAACACAAUUGCAGGAGGUAGUCGUGUCACGAUAGAGUAUAGGUGGGAUGGAAAGUAUGGAGGGAAUAAGGGUGGGUAUAGCAUUGAAGUCUAUCUCACUGGGUGGGGGUUCAAGGAGAGGUUGAUAGGGAGAGGCUGGGCAACUAAUAAGAAUGAUGCCGCCCUCCGCGCCGCAAUGAACGUAAUCGCCGACAAAGAAUUCUGCGAUGAAAUGACCCGAGUCCGCCUCGCCGUCCUUGGCCCCAAGCCACCAACCACAAACCCACGCACAAGAAGAAACCCAAGCACGAGUACACCCACCCCGCCACCAGCAGCCACCCCUUCUUCCUCCUCGGGUCCCCCGCAACGCGUCAAGCACACAAAGAGGCCCGUUGCGCGUAACGCGGACGAGCUCAAUUAUGACGACUAA
Molecule: messenger RNA, 1608 nt
Organism: Morchella sextelata
Lineage: Eukaryota; Fungi; Ascomycota; Pezizomycetes; Pezizales; Morchellaceae
Exons: 3
Coding region: 1-1608 (535 amino acids)
Biological process (GO): primary miRNA processing; regulation of gene expression; rRNA processing
Cellular component (GO): nucleus
Molecular function (GO): double-stranded RNA binding; ribonuclease III activity
Source: RefSeq, a predicted model, not a curated record